AUGAGUGAUCACAUUGCUAAUAAGAUAAAAGAAGAAGUAGCUUUGUCGGUGCAAGAAGAGUUUGAUAAGCGUUUCCCAAAAGAAAAAGCACCAGAAACACAAAAUCUUGAAAAUCAACCAAAACCAUUAAACGAAAAGCCAUAUGAUCUUAAGAACUUCACCAUUGCAAGCCCUCCCACGUAUAAUGGGGACCCUGGUCCUAUUGUGAGCACCAAAUGGGUGAAUGAAAUUGAAGGGGCUUCCGCAUUACAAAGACUCCACCCGAAGAUAAGACUUUGUAUGGGUCGACUUAGAAGUGAGUUCAUGAAUGAUUCUCAAGGUUCGUUGAAUGUAAAUGAAUUUCGUGUGCGGUUUCUUGAUAAAGCUCAAUUCUGUCCCGAAUACUUGAAAGAUGAUAAGUUGUUGAAAGAACAUUUCUACCAGAAACUCUGCAAGAAUAUUCGAGAAAAGAUCACUCUUCUCCAAGUUGAAUCUUUUAAUCAAUUGAUUGAUGUGGAAAGAUGGCAUGAAGUGGAGCAAGGUAUGCCGGAUGAAGACUCCUCAGAAAGGAAGACAGAGCAAAGUGAUUCUCCAAAUAAGAAGUUCUGGUCGAUUGGAAGUUCGGGAAGUAAUGUAUCCAAGAGAAAUAUUCCCACUUGUAACAAUUGUGGGAAACAUCAUUCCGGGGUUUGUCGUUUACCUCCCAAGAAGGGAUGCUUUAAUUGCGGUCAACCGGGUCACAUUAUUCGUGAUUGUAAGUUCUCUCCAAACAAGCCUACCGUGUGUUUUAAAUGUUUCAAUGAGGGACAUAUGAGAAGUACUUGCCCUUUAUUGACGGAAGAAGAAAGGCAAGCGGAGAUAAGGAAAAUGAAUGAUAAGAAAGCGGCAAAGCAAGUGGGAAAUCCUAAAGGAAGGUCAUUUCAUAUCUCAGUGACGGAAGCAAAAGAAUCAACUGAUUUUGUGUCAGGUACUUUUCUAGUUCAUGACACUCCCGCUAAAAUUUUAUUUGAUUCUGGAGCAAAUCGUUCAUUUGUAGCUACUCGAUUCACUAAAAAUAUUCCCUUACAUCUAUCUUUGCUUAAACCUCCACUGUUAGUGGAAGUGGCGGGUGAUCAAACUUAUGUGAUUAAAAACGUGUACAUAGACUGUAGCCUAACCAUAAAUUUCGAAAAUUUUAAAGCCAACCUUAUUCGUAUGGGUUUGGGUGAAUUUGAUGUGAUUUUGGGCAUGGAUUGGCUCGGUCGUCAUAAGGCGAGUAUGUGA
This is a messenger RNA of Erigeron canadensis, 1242 nucleotides long. RefSeq lists its product as uncharacterized. The transcript has 2 exons. The coding region runs from base 1 to 1242 and encodes 413 amino acids. The record is from RefSeq and is a predicted model, not a curated record. Gene Ontology annotation, molecular function: zinc ion binding; nucleic acid binding. NCBI's taxonomy places the organism in Eukaryota, Viridiplantae, Streptophyta, Magnoliopsida, Asterales, Asteraceae.